Molecule: messenger RNA, 3634 nt
Organism: Gigantopelta aegis
Lineage: Eukaryota; Metazoa; Mollusca; Gastropoda; Neomphalida; Peltospiridae
Product: transmembrane protein 178B-like
Exons: 5
Coding region: 167-1096 (309 amino acids)
Cellular component (GO): membrane
Source: RefSeq, a predicted model, not a curated record
UUGCAUACCUCAGGUGGGGCUGUCUUACCGCUGGUAGCCAGGUAGCGUUAUUGUUCGUGUGGGAUACGCGACGGUCUUUCACAAGUUUACACAUCUGCUAGAGAUUUUCGUUAAGGAAUAAUAAUAAUAAUAACAACAAGAAGACGACGACGUCCACCCAGUCAUCAUGGGGGCCUGUGCAACUGCCUUAAUUGUGAUCGCUACCAUCUUGGGGCCCAUCACGCUCGUGUUCAUCGCAGUGUCGUUUGGCACAGAUAACUGGCUGGUGUACACCGUUAAAUCUGACGUUUCGAAAACAAAUCCAAGUAAUAAACCACUUGCGGUUCAGAUGGUUUACCAUUCUCGGAAUCAAGGACUCUUCAGAAUCUGUUAUCCAGGAAAUGAUACCAAAUUCCUAGACAACGCGCAAGGUGUUGUAGACCGCUACUGCUUCAAUGUCGACUACGAGGUACCUGAGACCGUUAGCAAUCCAAGUGAUGAAUACAUGGCAAGAAUACAUUUGAACCGCCUCUGGCUGGCAUUUUACAUCGUGGCCAUUGUCACGUUUAUCUGUGCGUACAUUUUCGGACUGGUCCUGUGUUGUUGGAGGAUCUCGAGAUGGGCCUACGUGGCCGGACUGUGUGCGUACAUUGCAGCUUUCAGUGUAGCCGCCGCCAUUGCAUUCUUCCACGGAGCCGAAUAUCUAGAGCGGAAUAAAAUAACAGGUUACGAACAGUUCUACCAAGGGUGGCCAUCGACUCUGAAAGACGGCACGAACCGCAAGUACGGCUGGUCGUACAUCAUCGGCUGGGUGGGCAUGAUCCUGGCGGCGUUCACCGCCACCUUCUACUCGCUGGCGGGAUGCUACAUCACCAGCGGCCACUACGAGGACUCGCGCGAGAUCCUGGAGAAGCCGAGCCGCCACUCGCCCCACAUGAUGAUGGAGCCCAUGUACACCCUCGACGACCCCUACUACGCCAAAUACGCCAUGUCCGGAGGCUACCCCCGCGGAGGCUACGUCGGACCCUACAUGUACGGCCCUGAUGGACGACCCCUUGCUCACGCCCCAGCUAUCGCUUACCCUGGUGAUCCUCACUGGCAGUUUCGGGAAGCCUAAUUUGGAUGUUCAUGUUAUCUGGGAACAUUUAAAAUAAUAAUAAUAAUAAUGACUUAUCAAAGAUGUUUCAAAACAAUACCAAUGUGUACGAUAUAUAAUUAUAUACCAUUCUAUAUCCACAAAACGACUACGUUCCAUGCAAUCUUAACUGACUGCGUGUUGGAACAGUCCUGUGGAGUGUAUUUACAUACAUGUUAAGCUUGGUAUGUUGGCGAUGAAAAUCCCAUUAGUACAUAACACAUUAUUUAAAUUUAAUGAAAAUAAUUUAUUAAAAGUAAAAGAAAAAAAGAAAGGAAAUUUUUUUAUAUAUUAAAUAUGUUGAAAACAGCAUUUUACUUUCAUUUUAUAGAAACAAAACAAAACAAAAUAUAUGUAUAUUAAAAAAAAACCCAAAUUAUCUUAAUAUUAUUUAAAUGUUAGGAACAUUUUCGUUAGAAUCGUUACCUUUUCCGUCGGUACAAACAAUUAAACAGCUAAUUUGUACUGUAUUUUUGACAUGUUUUAAUUUCUUGUAUGUAUUACAACAGUCAUGUGUAGUUUCAUGUGUGUGUGUGUGUGUAUGUGUGCGUGUUACACUGUGCUUGUAUCUAAGUCACAAAAAUAGACGAAUGCCUUGCACAAAGUAAAUAAACUGACAUAUAUAGCAAGAAACAUUAUAUACCAUAAAAUGUAUUUUGCAAAACAUCAGUAAAAACAAUUUUUGCAAGUGUUAUACGCUGUCUUAUGCAAUGCAUGUAGGUAUUAAUCACACUGAUCAAGUACAUUAGAUAUAGAUACUUGGUCCUCAUAUAACAUUUCAGGGCAUUUUUAGCGAGGAUUUUGUUACUUGCUUGAAAUAUUAAUUUUCUUACAUCUGGCAUACCCUGACAGGAAACAAAUGUGCAUCCGUUUGAUGUUGAUCCUGAUAACGGAAUACUUGACUUACAUCAUGCCUACGUUGAGUCAUUCGUUUUUCGUUUAAUGUUUACAAACUAUUUUGACUGGUUCCCGAAGUGGUCAUUUGGUUUAACGUGCAGCGUAAAAAUCAGUUUACCAGCGUCAGCGAUAAACGUCUGGCUGAACUUACCCCAGGUGUAAAAAUAUUAAUAUUCCAAGCAAGAAACUACCCAGGCCCGUAGCCAAUGCGGGGUCGGGGUCCGUCGACCCCCCCCCCCCCCCUUUCCGGUGGCUUUUUUUUUUCAAUAUGCCACCGGACCUGCCUAAGCAAAUCGGGCACUUCGUGCCUCACCAUAAGCCUAAACGACCACCCCCCCCCCCCCCCCCCCCAACAUCCUGCCUACGGGCCUGCUACCUUUCAACAAGAAGAUUUUAAAGUGAACAUGAACCUUUAUCAUUACAUGGAAUACAAAACUACACAUCACGUUUAUUGAAUCGACGUCACAAUCCCAAUAAACAUACUCAACAGUACGUGUAUUGAAUUAACCAAUUUAUUUAUAUUAUCUUUCCAUACACAAAACAUUACGUAUAUUGAAUUAAACAAUUUAUUUAUGGCAUCUUUUUAAGAUAUCUAAUAUAGUGCAUACAUAUCUUUAUCUAAAUAUUUCUUUUUAUAACCACUCAUGUAUCACGUUAUUCCUAAUAUACCAUAUUCAAAAUUCAAACAAUGUUCAUUUGUAAAAAUAAUACAAAUCCCGAUAAACACAUUCACACUCGAGUGUACUUCGAUAAAAGAUGGGGCAAACUGCUACGGUAUGCAUGUUGUCAGUUUUAAACAUUAAUACUCGGUGUACCUGAUUUGGUAACAAUAAAGGUUUUAGUGGUCACAAUGUAUUAUUUUAUUCACAUAGUAUGAAAGCAAUGACAUUUUUAAUUUGUAGUGGAUAAAUAAUGUUGAAUACGCAUUGAGCCCAAUUUUAGCAUAUCACUUAGCAUAGUCCAUUUCCAGAAUAGGAGGGUACUCGUUAUACAUUAUUAUUAUUAUUAUUGUUAUUGUUAUUAUUUUGUUUGUAAAGAUCUAAUUAGCGAUGAUCUCGGGUAAUUAAUAAGAUUUCUAAACUUCCUACCAUUACACAAAGUGUGUAUUUGAAAUUAGUUUAAGUGCAGGUUACACUUGUUUGUGCAAUAGCAAACUCGUAGAUGAAUGAACGUCUUCAGAAUAUCUAAUUUUGUACAUGCCUCUUUCCAGUAGCCUCUACAUUUUGAAUGUCAAAACUCUUUCUAAAUAGAUUCCGUUAGUUUUGUUUACUCGCUAGUCGCAUUAACAUCAUUACUAAUAACCCUGUUUCGUGAACAUUCUUGUUAGCUAGUGCGUGUGUUGGUGUUUUCCUUUUCUGUUUCUCUGAAUCUCAUGUAUGACUAUACUAACCACAAUAAUCUAGAAAUCCAUUUGAGAGUUUUGUUACUUAUUACAUCGCACGAGUAGUUUUAACAUUGUGAACUUAAAAGAUUUUAGUGUGACUGUACAAAUUAUAAUAUUCAAGAUUUAAAUUGUAUUUAUAUAUUAUUCUAUAACUACAUUAUACUUUUUUUUUUCAAAUCAUGAUUCAUGCUAACAUGUAUACUGUACACACAUAAUCAUUAAAAACGUUUUCUAUAAAG